UAAUAUAACAUUAUACAGGCAUUCAGUGACAACAGUGGCGUAGUGUGCCCAUAAACAAAUCUUGACAAUUGUCAUUGAAAUUCAACCGCACAGUAGGUCUAUGCAUACAAACGACCUCAUCUUCUCAUAUAAGACAUUCCAAGGGUUGAAUUAAUGGAGUCAAAGCAACAUUCUGGACACCCAAUCAGAAGCUUCAUUCGCGGAGAUGGUACGAAGAGGACAAAGCGCCCGAUUCAGACGUACUGGUCAUUGCUUGGUCAGAGACAAAUUCCGUGUUAAAAACAACUGGAAACUCGGGAAAAAACGAGCGCCGACUGGGAAAAAUAGAUUUGAACGGUCAUCAAUCUCGGAAUUCCAACUCGGGCCACUUACUGGAACUUCGACUUUACAACCUGAAGAUCAUGAUUUGACCUCGUUUUUUCUCGAGUUCCCAGUUGUUUUCAACGCGACUAGAGUCCCCAAAGCUGUCAUUGUCAACAACCAUCAUAAACACACUGCUGACGAGACGCCCUUCUACUUUGCUGUCUCCUCCAUAGACAUUAAAACUCUCAUGAUACAGUUUCUUCUCCUCCACCUGUCUUAUUCGAGCGAGAGGUUUCCGCCUUUACUUCUUCUCUGGUGGGUGGAGUCGGUCACCUGAACAACAAGUUAUGAGCCAGCCGCACAGAGGGCAAAGGGGGAGAAACGAUGGUCUCCACGAGCAUCGGGAACACAGGCCACGACGGGAGCAGCAGCACAAUGCUAGACAACCAUCAAGCGACAGGUCCUCUUCUCAGCCUCCAUAUUACAGGGACUCCACACCCCCUCUUAAACAUGUGCGGCACCAAGAAGCCCCAGGAGAGGAUCAUAAUGGGUCCAAAUGCACCAAUAUCUGCUCAAGGAGAGGUAUCGUGUUGAUCUGUUCAGUCCUGACCAACGCCCUGGUCCUGAUCUGUGUGGUGGCAGCUCAGAUGGUGAUGUCAGGCAUGUCUGCUAUGGGUGGCCUAGCGGGAGGCAGCUUCAACCUUAACACUAACAUCCCCUUCGAGGGCCAAGAGCUGCAACAGGUGAGAGACCUGGACAUGCAGUACAGCCAGAUGAGAGCUCCGGGAAUCUACGGGGGCGUGGUAUUUGCUCUUGUCUUCGGUGUUGUCUCCCUCUUGUUCGUGGUCUCCGGGAACAAGCCCGCUCACCUGCUGGGCCAGAAGCUGCUGAUGGGAGCAUUGGUGUUCCAGGGUUUGGGGGCGGUACUCUACGUGGUGGCGGUGGGGCUGUACCUCCACUUUGUCAUCCAGGUAAACAGUACAGACGUGUGUAAGAGAAGGGAGAGGCUGUACGCACGUUCAGGUUUAACCUGGAUGAACUGUGAUGUGGGAGGGGCAGACGCGGCCGUGGCUUUGUUCGGGCUGAUCACUGCGAUACUCUACACUGCCGGUACGGUGCUCACGUUCCACACGGUGCGCUGGGUCAGGGGCUACCUGAAGGAUCGCAGGCUACACGAGGAGAGAGAUAGACGCCCCCCUACUGCCAGCUCCAACCCACAUAGGGCACCACUACGGUCUGAUACCGCUCUGUGACAGAGACGCAGGUUGAGCCUGAAAUGGCACCCUAUUCUCUAUAGAGUGCACUACUUUUGAUCAGGGCCCAUAGGGCUCUGGUCACAAACGCCACAGAUGAACCCCGGAAGGGACCAAAGUGCUUUUUCACUCGAUCCCUUUUCAUUAAAACGUUCUGUCCAUCUUUGACAGUAACGGGACUUGCAACUACCCACUGGGCAAAGAUGUCAGUUCAACAUCUAGUUUUGAUUUACUUUUGAGAUGUCAACAGUUAAAUCAACAAAAAUGUGAACCAUUUAGGUUUAAAGUUGGGUGGAAAAAAGACAAAUCGCCCUAACUUUUUGCAAAUCCAGUAAGUUUGAUGUUGAUUCCAAUAUCAUCACAUUGAAUGUUUUUGUUGAAAUGACAUGGAAAAAAAUGUUGAUUCACCCAGUUUGUGCCCAGUGAGUAAGGCGUUUGCUCUGUAAACUUCUGUAAAGCAUGGAUUUGAUAUGAAAUCCUUUUUAACUGCAACAUGAAUGACCCACUGAUCUCACAGACUGGUCUUGUUAUUCAUCAAUAAAACUUGUGUAUGUGUGUAUAUAGAGGUUGCAUGUAAAUAAACCUUUACAUUUAUCUGCCA
Molecule: messenger RNA, 2157 nt
Organism: Salvelinus fontinalis (brook trout)
Lineage: Eukaryota; Metazoa; Chordata; Actinopteri; Salmoniformes; Salmonidae
Exons: 5
Coding region: 651-1556 (301 amino acids)
Cellular component (GO): membrane
Source: RefSeq, a predicted model, not a curated record